CAGGGUUGUCCUGCGCGUUCUCUCUCUAGCUCUCUCUGGAUCCAAACAGCCACUUUUGCUGCCGCGUUUUCGGUUUCUCUCUCUAUUUUAUCCGAUUCUUCUGGGAGUUCUUCGAGGUGGCUGCUUCUAUGCCAUUUUGUCGAGAAAAUGGGCGAAGAUAAGGGCUGUGGGAAAUUAGGACGAAUGCUUCCAAGGGAUAAGUCUGCAAACUCUUAUGACGUCUCCCUUCUUUUGUCCCCUGUUGUCUCUGUUUGGGAUUGCGUUGUCCGUAAGAUGAGGUAUUCCUCCAUACCGGAGUGGGUGUAGCUCUCUCUGAGAUUGUAGCGUUUAUAGCAGAGCAAGUUUAGGACACUGUUUAGUUUUAGAAGAAAAGAAAAAGGGGAAAAGGAAGAUAAGAGGGGAAAAACAACUAGUUACGUUAUGUUUACAUUUUAGUGUUUCUUCUUAGGGAAGUCCAAAGGCUACUACAAAAACUUGGGGAGGGGUUUGAAAAUCCAUCAUGAAUAACCCGACAUGCACGCAAGCUCUGCCCAUCCAUAGAAAAGUGAAGAAGAAGCAGGUAAAAAAUGAACUGGACCGCAUCAAGCAAGCAGAGAAGAAAAAGAGGCGGCUGGAGAAAGCUCUCGCAACAUCUGCAGCUAUCCGUGCUGAGCUAGAGAAGAAGAAGCAGAAGAAAAAGGAAGAACAGAUAGAGCUGUAUGAAGAAGAGGCAGCAAGGAGGCAGAAGAUGAAAGAUGAACUUGACUGUAUUGAACAAGCUGAGAAGCAAAAGAUGCAUCUGGAGAAAGCUCUAGCCAUCCGGGCCGAGCUAGAGAGGACAAAACAGAAAAGACUGGAAGAACAACAGAGGCUGGACGAAGAAGGAGCUGCAAUAGCAGAGGCUGUUGCUUUGCACGUUCUACUCGGGGAAGAUGCCAAUGAUCAAUGUCAAAUCAUGUUCGAUGGAGAAAAGGGUUUCAACCCCAACAUUAACAUGUACAUGGGUGGUCGGGCUGAAUGCAUUCCUCAUCAUGCCUGCAGCAGUUACGCAGUUCGAGGAAUCGGGUUUUUGUCAAAUGCUUACGGGUUAGUAGGAAACAACAGUAGCUGGUCACUGCCAUAUGAGCCUUUCAGAAGGGAUAGAUACGAGCCAUGUUCCGAAGAAGGGGGAUGGGGUCAGAUGGGUUUAUUUUCGGCUGAUCUGAUUGUCGCACAGGCCGUUUCUUCACUACAGAUAUCUGAAAAUGCUGAAGGAGACGCCAUCUUCUGCGAUGGGAUGUUCAGAGGGAUGACAUUAAUGUAGCAGAAUAAUGUUUGUGUGUUCUUCCUUAUUCAUAUAUCUUUUGCGUUCUUCAGUGUGGAAAUUCACGUUACUGAUGUUUGGGGAUGUUGAAUCAGAUGCUGUUUGUUUUG
Tarenaya hassleriana is the source of this 1392-nucleotide messenger RNA. RefSeq names its product stress response protein NST1-like. The record is from RefSeq and is a predicted model, not a curated record. Lineage: Eukaryota; Viridiplantae; Streptophyta; Magnoliopsida; Brassicales; Cleomaceae.